AAAAAUCCCAGGAAAAUAAAAACAAAGGAAACAAAACCGAAGAUUCACAACUGAAGACAAGUGAGCCAAACUCCACUUCUGCAAAUAUGAGAGAUUCUGCGGAAGGUCCUAAAGACGAGGACGAGAAGCCUGCAGCGGCUGCUGCUGAGCAGACAGCAGCCCCGCAGGAGGCGGCGGGCCAGGAUGUGCGUCCAGAACUGGUGAUGCCUACCCACCCCUGUGAGCCUCCAGCGGAACCAGAUGAGAAGCGUGAAGCCACAAACUGUGAGACCCAUGAUUUGGAGGAAGAAGAGGAGGACGAGGAGGAGGACGACGACGAGGAGGAGUUGGAAGAAGAGGGGGAAGAUGAAGCUGACACGCCAAACGACAGCUCUGUGAAAGAGCCAGAGAUACGGUGUGAUGAGAAACUAGAAGACUUAUUAGAAGAACCAAAAAAUGUGCCAGAGGAAGCCCUUGAAGACUCUGUAGACACAGCACCUGUUGUGACAACUCCCACAACAAAAGAAGAGGCCAAUGGCGACGUCUGUGAGACACUCAUGUUUCCGUGCCAGCACUGUGAGCGCAAGUUCACCACCAAGCAGGGGCUGGAGCGCCACGUGCACAUCCACAUGCCCACCGUCAACCACGCCUUCAAGUGCAAGUACUGCGGGAAGGCCUUUGGCACGCAGAUCAACCGACGCAGGCACGAGCGGCGGCACGAGGCGGGGCUGAAGCGCAAGCCCAGCCUGGCCCUGCCGUCCCCGGAGGACCCGGCGGACGGCCCCGUGUCUGGGGACAGCACCGCCCCCAAGGCCGACUCCAGCCCUCCCAGUCUUGGGCAAGACUGCCUGGUCUUGAAUUCAGAGAAAGCUUCCCAAGAAGCAGUCAAUUCUGUUGUGGAAGAGAACGGAGAAGUGAAAGAGCUCCAUCCGUGCAAGUACUGUAAAAAGGUGUUCGGGACUCACACGAACAUGAGGCGGCACCAGCGUCGUGUUCACGAGCGCCACCUGAUCCCCAAAGGCGUGCGGCGAAAAGGAGGCCUGGAAGAGCCGCAGCCCCCCGCAGAGCAGGCCCAGCCCGCGCAGAACGCCUACGUGCCCAGCACAGAGCCGGAGGAGGAGGGGGAGGCCGACGACGUGUACAUCAUGGAUAUUUCUAGCAAUAUCUCCGAAAACUUGAAUUACUACAUCGACGGUAAAAUCCAGCCCAGCAGCAGCACCAGUAACUGCGAUGUCAUUGAGAUGGAGGCCAGCUCCGCGGACCUGUACGGCAUCAACUGCCUGCUUGCUCCGGUGACGGUGGCGAUAACGCAGAAUCUAAAGGCCCCUCAGGUCCCUACAGCAGACGACCCUCCAAAAGAACCUUCCAGCAGCACAAACCCUGAGUCCAAGAAACGGAGAACUGCCAGUCCUCCUGCGUUACCCCAAAUCAAAGCUGAGGCAGAGUCAGAUCCGGCAGGGGCGCCCUCGUGCUCCUUGAGCCUGCCCCUGAGCAUCUCCGCCUUGGAGGUGGUGUCUGUGCACAAGGAGAAAAGUGUGCAUUUGUCAUCGAAGCUCAAGCAACUUCUGCAGACGCAGGACAAGCUGACUCCUCCCGCGGGGAUCUCGGCGACAGAGGUACCCAAGUUGGGCCCCGUGUGUGUGUCCGCACCCGCCUCCAUGCUGCCUGUCACUUCCAGCAGGUUCAAGCGGCGGACCAGCUCUCCCCCCAGCUCUCCCCAGCACAGCCCUGCCCUUCGAGACUUUGGGAAGCAAAGCGAUGGAAAAGCAGUGUGGACUGACGCAGCGCUGAACUCCAAAAAACCCAAGUUAGAAAGUCAUAGCAGCUCACCAGUGUGGAGUUUGUCUGGGAGAGAAGACUCGAGAGAAACUGUGAGUCCGCCCUGCUUCGAUGACUUUAAAGUCUCCAAAGAGUGGGCAGGCGGGCCUACUUUUAGCAAUGUGUGCAACCAGCAGCCUCUGGAUUUAUCCAGCGGGGUGAAGCAGAAGGCUGAGGGCACAGGCAAGACGCCGGCCCAGUGGGAAUCCGCGCUGGAUCUCAGUGUGCACAGAAAGCCUGGUGGUGACUCUGAAGGUAAAGAGGUCAAAGAAAAUCAUCUGAUGCAGCCAGCCUGCAGUGCCGUCAAGAAAAAGAAGCCGACCACCUGCAUGCUGCAGAAGGUUCUUCUCAAUGAAUACAACGGCAUCGAUUUACCUGCAGAAAACUCUCCAGAUGUGCCCCGGAGCCCGAGUCCUUGUAAAUCCCCAGGUCCCCAGCCGGAUCCUGAGCGUGGGCCCGACUCUGGCUUACCUGCCGCAGCAGUCGAGUCCCCACCUGAUGCUUCGCCUUCCUCCCCCACGCUCCAGACGCCUUCCCUCCCUUCUGGGCAGCUGCCUCCUCUCUUGACCCCCACAAAUCCCUCCUCGCCCCCGCCCUGCCCUCCUGUGUUAACUGUUGCCACGCCCCCUCCUCCUCUCCUUCCUACUGUACCUCCCCCUGCCCCCAGUUCCAGUGCGUCUCCUCGCCCGUGCCCCUCUCCUCUCUCAAAUGCCGCCGCACCGUCCCCACUGCCGAUCCUGUCCCCCACAGUGUCCCCCUCCCCGUCGCCCAUUCCUUCUGUGGAGCCCCUCGCCUCUGCUGGUUCCCCCGGGCCACCCACGCUUUCCUCUUCCUCUUCCUCCUCCUCCUCCUUCUCGCCUUCCUCCUCCUCCUCCUCCCCUUCACCCCCUCCUCUCUCAGCAGUGUCCUCUGUGGUUUCGUCGGGGGAUAAUCUGGAAGCUUCUCUCCCCGUGAUAGCUUUCAAGCAGGAGGAUUUAGAGAGCGAAGAUCUGAAGCCCCGGGAAGAAGGCCAGGCUGUCAUCGAGCAGGACCUCGGUCAGGAGACGUUCAACAAGAACUUUGUCUGCAAUGUCUGUGAAUCACCUUUUCUUUCCAUUAAAGAUCUAACCAAACAUUUAUCUGUUCAUGCAGAAGAAUGGCCCUUCAAAUGUGAAUUUUGUGUGCAGCUUUUUAAGGCUAAGACUGCUUUAUCCGAACAUCGCUUUUUACUUCAUGGCGUUGGGAAUAUCUUUGUGUGUUCAGUUUGUAAAAAAGAAUUUGCUUUUCUGUGCAAUUUGCAGCAGCACCAGCGCGAUCUGCACCCAGACAAAGUGUGCACACAUCAUGAGUUUGAAAGCGGCACCUUGCGGCCCCAGAACUUCACCGACCCCAGCAAGGCGCACGCAGAGCAUGCGCAGAGCCUGCCCGGGGAGCCUCUGGAAACCUCCAAGGAAGAAGAGGAGCUCAACGACUCCUCCGAAGAGCUCUACACCACCAUAAAAAUCAUGGCCUCCGGAGUGAAGACAAAGGAUCCCGAUGUUCGGCUGGGCCUCAACCAGCAUUACCCGAGCUUUAAACCACCUCCCUUUCAGUACCACCACCGAAACCCCAUGGGCAUCGGCGUGACGGCCACAAACUUCACCACCCACAACAUCCCACAGACCUUCACCACUGCCAUUCGCUGCACCAAGUGUGGGAAAGGCGUGGACAACAUGCCGGAGCUGCACAAGCACAUCCUGGCCUGCGCGUCCGCCAGCGACAAGAAGCGGUACACCCCCAAGAAGAACCCGGUGCCGCUGAAGCAGACGGUGCAGCCCCGAAACGGGGUGGUGGUCCUGGAGACCGCCGGGAAAAACGCCUUCCGACGCAUGGGGCAGCCCAAACGACUGAACUUCAGCGUGGAGCUCAGCAAGAUGUCGUCGAACAAGCUCAAGCUUAAUGCGCUGAAAAAAAAAAAUCAGCUUGUCCAGAAGGCGAUCCUUCAGAAAAACAAGGCUGCCAGGCAGAAGGCCGACUUCAGGGCGGCGGCCGCGGCCUCGCACGUCUGCCCCUACUGCAGCAGAGAGUUCACCUACAUCGGCAGCCUGAACAAGCACGCUGCCUUCAGCUGCCCCAAGAAGCCCCUUUCUCCUUCCAAAAAAAAGGGGUCUCAUUCAUCCAAGAAGGGUGGACAUGCCUCCCCUGCGAGUGCUGACAGAAACGGCAGCGGCGGCAGCAGCAGCAGCAGCCGCCGCCGGACCGCGGACGCGGAGAUCAAAAUGCAGAGCACACAGGCGCCGCUGGGCAAGACUCGGGCCCGCAGCUCCGGGCCUGCGCCCGCCCCGCUGCCCACCUCGGCCUUCAGGUCCAAGCAGAAUGUUAAAUUUGCCGCUUCGGUAAAGGCCAAAAAGCCAAGCUCCUCCUUAAGGAACUCGAGCCCAAUCAGAAUGGCCAAAAUAACGCACGUCGAGGGGAAGAAGCCCAAAGCUGUGGCCAAGAACCACUCUGCUCAGCUCUCGAACAAGACGUCCCGGAGCCUGCACGUGAGGGUGCAGAAGAGCAAGGCUGUCUUACAGAGCAAGUCUGCCUUGGCCAGCAAGAAAAGAACAGACCGGUUCAAUGUAAAAUCUAGAGAGCGGAGCGGGGGGCCCAUCACCCGCAGCCUGCAGCUGGCCGCUGCUGCCGACCCGGGCGAGAGCAGGCGGGAGGACGGCGGUGGCAGGCAGGAGCUGAAGGACUUCAGGAACUUCCUGUAGAAAAGCCCCCAAACAAAACAACCCUUAAUUGACUAAACACAGGUCUUGCAUGCUCGGCUUAGGAUAAGCACUACGGCCAAGGACUCGCGUCUGCCACGCUUGCAGGACCGGUCGAAGCUGACUCAGAGCCCUAACCCAGCCGCUUGCCGGUGAGGGCCGGGGCCGGGCUCCCAGGACCCAGCUCCGCAGAGGAGGGCGCUGGCUGGUCGUCACGGCGCCGGCGACUCAGACCCGAGUGUGGCCUUUGUUUUUGGCGCUGGCAGAGAGAGGAAUGAUCGGAACUUAACCUUGCAAAGCAAGUUCUGUUUUAUCCGUAGCUUGUUGUAGAUUUCAGGGAUGACAAAUUUUGAUGCACUCAUUUUAAAAUGUUUGGGUCACACACCAGCUCUUGAUGCCUUUCUUUUAAAUGAAUUGUAGACAGAGAGAGGCGUGUAGCUCCUCUCGCCGCCCGUUUUGUUUUUAUCACAAGCAGAUGGCCGGCAUAAUGGAGCGGAAGCCAUUAUGCGUGUGACGCCGCCUCCAGGGCCAUGUUACCAGUGUCCGAGCGGACGCCGUCCUCCGGGUCAUGGUCUGGCACUGACGCGUGACCCCCUGACACUGAGGCCGUAGCAGUCGCCAGUGCCCCGACACCACAGGCCUGGGAGACGUGUGUCCCCGCGUAAGUAUAGGCGGGUUCCGUGCCAGCUCGCACAGCAGCCCCCCCAGAGAGCCGCAGACUGACUUCUCGAGCGGAGAGGCGGCAUGGGGCGGCAUCGCUCCGCGCAUUCUGUGCCUCCCCCAGUCAGUGGCUGAGUUGGUGGAAAACAGCUAGGCUUAUUCAUGUUUUUUUGUUUUUUGUUUCUUUCUUUCUUUUUUUUUUUUUCUGUUGUUGUUGUUGUUCUCAACUUUAAAAGUAAUCUACCUCUUACAAUGUGUAGCUGAAUACUUGUUUGGUGAAUUUGUGCCACUUUAACCUUUCACUAUCAUUCCCAUUUUGUUACAUUUCUGUUAUGGGGACUUUAUGUUGGAAUAUUGUACAAAGCAUUUGUAGCAGUUUAAAAAUAAAAUAUUUAAAAUUAUUUAAAUUGUUUUGGACGCUUCAAUUGUAUUGUAUGUGAUUUACAUCUUACAUUUUGUUUGAGUUGUUAAUCUGGAGAGUGUUCUUGUAUUGAAGUUUGCUGUUAGUUAUUUUAUUGUUUCUUGUUGGAGAGUGAUAUAAAAGACUAUUCUAAUGAAAACAUUAAAAUUUACAAUUUGACAUACAAAAGGGGUUGUGCGUUGAUUUUAACCACCGUAGCCGUGAGAGAGGGCGAGAUGGGCUGUGGCUGCUGCCUGCUGCCUUGCCGGCCCCUGGAGCCUGAAGUAGUCCUUGGAGCUUGGCAGAUGUAUGCAGAACAUUUUUUGACGCUUUUAUUAGCAAGCACUUAAUAACUAGGAGAAAUUCAAAUGAUACAUUUUAUAUAAUUGUAACCAAUAAAAA
Condylura cristata (star-nosed mole) is the source of this 5970-nucleotide messenger RNA. RefSeq names its product PR domain zinc finger protein 2. The transcript is spliced from 3 exons. NCBI's taxonomy places the organism in Eukaryota, Metazoa, Chordata, Mammalia, Eulipotyphla, Talpidae. The coding region runs from base 87 to 4511 and encodes 1474 amino acids. The record is from RefSeq and is a predicted model, not a curated record. Gene Ontology annotation, cellular component: nucleus. Gene Ontology annotation, molecular function: histone methyltransferase activity.